UGCUUAUCCAUCAUAAAUGGCAAUAAUACUGCAUUGGCCAUAUGAUGCUGGACCUUGUAACCGCAACGUAUCAUCAAUACGCACUGAUCCGGCCUAGCGUUGAGAUAGGUAGGGAUCUGGAAAGACAGCUCCCAUUAGGUUCACUCCGCCACUCUCUCGCCGUACCUUUCUCCUCUUCCUUCUGGCGAUCGAGAAUUUCUUCGUCGAUUUUCCCCUCCCUUCUCGCUAUGCUCGCCUGCAUCGAUUGACAGGUCUGAUGCUUUUUUUCUCUGUCACCAUUGGAUUUCAUACACUCCUUCCUCCUAUCUUUCGACAGAAAGUUAACUCGUUCGCUUGCCAGUUUCUUUGGACUAGUUAGAAUUGAGCACAUUCAUCGUGCAACUAGCCCAUUAUGAGGUUCGGUGAACAUCUCCGGUCGUCUAUGAUCAAAGAAUACUACUGGUACUACAUCGCCUACGAAGACCUCAAGAAAGCGCUCAAAACAGAUCUCGUCGCUGAACCUUUCCCCGAUAAUACCAAACCCAAUCGAAAGGCAUGGACGGAGGAAGAUGAAAAGGGCUUUGUCUCCCUGCUCGAAAGCGAGCUUGACAAGGUCUUCAAUUUCCAGAAAAUAAAAAGCCAGGAAAUCGUCCGUCGUAUACGUGCCAGCGAGUCUGAGGUCAACGACAUCAUCUCCCGCCUAGAGGAUGUCUCGGAAUCUCGUGGUCGUCGCCGCCACAGCUCCCGAUCGAAUCGUGGAGUUCCAUCUGAUGAAGACUUCCUUCUGCUUGAACAAGUACUGAGUGACAUCAUCGCCGAUGUUCACGACUUGGCCAAGUUUACACAAUUGAACUACACGGGGUUUCAGAAGAUUAUCAAGAAACAUGACAAAGAAACUGGUUGGCAUCUUAAACCUGUUUUCGCCGCGAGACUCAAUGCGAAGCCAUUCUUUAAAGAUAAUUACGAUGCUUUCGUGGUCAAGUUAUCAAAGCUCUAUGAUUUGGUCCGGACUAAAGGCAACCCCGUCAAGGGAGAUGCCGCCGCUGGUGGCACCCAGCAGAAUUUCGUCCGUCAGACCACCAAGUACUGGGUUCACCCGGAUAAUAUUACUGAAUUGAAACUUAUCAUUUUAAAGCACCUCCCCGUUCUCGUCUUCAACCCUAGAAAGGAAUUCGAGGAAAAAGACACAGCUAUCACUUCUAUAUACUAUGACAAUCCGGAAACCUGGGAGCUUUACCAAGGACGAUUGAAGAAAACUGAAGGAGCCGAAGCUAUUCGACUAAGAUGGUAUGGUGGUAUGGAAAGCGAUCAGAUCUUUGUCGAACGAAAGACCCAUCGUGAGGAUUGGACUGGAGAGAAAUCAGUCAAGGCCCGUUUCUCUCUCAAAGAGAAAAAUGUCAACACUUUCUUGGCCGGUCGCAUGACUGUAGAACAUGUCUUUGACAAAAUGCGCAAAGAAGGAAAGAAAAGCGAGGCUGAAAUUGCGGAUCUAGAGCAAUUGGCGCGAGAAAUCCAGUAUCGGAUUAUCACCAGAAGCCUGGUGCCCGUCACGCGGACCUUUUACCAUCGGACAGCGUUUCAACUGCCUGGCGAUGCGAGAGUCCGUAUCUCUCUGGAUACAGAGCUUACAAUGGUCCGGGAGGAUAAUUUAGGCCGUCCUCGGGCAGGGAGCAAUUGGCGUCGGAUGGAUAUUGGCGUCGACUUUCCAUUUUCGCAAUUACCUGCCGAAGACGUUGAAAGAUUCCCUUAUGCCGUCCUGGAAGUCAAGCUCCAGACACAAGCCGGACAAGAACCGCCCCAAUGGAUCAAGGACCUGACAGCCAGUCACCUGGUCGAAGCAGUGCCCAAAUACAGCAAAUUCAUCCAUGGAACUGCAACUCUUUUCCCCGAUCACAUUAAUCUGCUUCCGUUUUGGAUGCCCCAGAUGGAUGUCGAUAUUCGAAAACCAGCAACACGUCGGUUUGGUAUCGAGCGGCCACCGACGAGCACACCCUUGUCUACCAAUGACGAAACCCAAGAGGAUUCAGACAACUUGUCGGACGAAGCGCAAGCUGGUCGGGCUCAUCCCCAUACCAAUGGCCGUGGCGGUCGUCGUACACAAGCAUCGGAACACGAUCACUUUUUUGCUGACACUGACGGCAAUUCUCUUGACGUUGAGGAGCGCAUUGCUGCGGAGCCCCUACCUGGAGAUGAGGACUACCCUCUCUAUGAUUCGGAUGAAGAGUCAGUCGACUCCGACGAGCUUGAAGAAGCAAGGAGAGUCGGAGGAUCAUACUAUUAUCGACUUUUGGCUCAGCAUUAUAUCCAUCAGACAGGGCAUGCUUUGAUGAAUGGAUUCAAAGCCAUAAUUCCACGGCCGAGGCCAACACACAUGCCACCUCCUACUCAAUCCGGAAUUGCUGUCAUGGGAGCCGAGCGAACUGCCAAGCGAUUCGUGGCUCCAAAGGGUAAACGCAUUCAUGUACCCAUCCGUGUCGAACCGAAGGUCUACUUCGCCGCCGAACGAACGUUUUUGUCAUGGCUGGAGUUUUGUAUUCUCCUAAGUACCAUUGCCGCCACCCUUCUCAAUUUCGGAGAAGAUUACAUUACGUUUGUUUCCUCUUGGGCUUUCACUAUUCUUGCUGCCGUAGUCCUUAUAUACAGUCUUUUCCUGUACAUUUGGCGUGUGGACAAGAUCCGCAAGCGCCGAGAUGUUAAACGGGUCUACUACGAAAAAUGGGGGCCUACCGUGGUGGGGGUCGGACUGGUCAUAGUCAUCUUGAUCAACUUUAUAUUACGAGUCCGGGAAGCUGAAUUCACAUCUCCAGAUACUGGAUCGGGUCCGGACCAAGGCCGAGGGGAGUUGUGAUCGACUUGAUUGGGCCUUGCAAUAUGACGAUUUCAGAUCUUUUCUUGUUAAAUAGCAUACUAUGAGCGUCUAUGACUAUUUUCAGUUUCCUCUCUGCUUUCAUUUCAUUGGAAUCAGAUUGGAUAUGUCGGUUUAGUGCAAUUAGGGAUGACUUCACGAAAAUAUGAAUAUGAAGCAUUCACCUUCUCCGUUCACCACCAAAUAUACAUACAUGGGGCAAACAUGCAUAUUAUUAUCAAAACAAACACAUUGGCCCUACUUCAAACGAGUAUCAUGC
Aspergillus wentii DTO 134E9 is the source of this 3104-nucleotide messenger RNA. It is a transcript of the gene vtc4, whose product is annotated as putative vacuolar transporter chaperone (Vtc4). Gene Ontology annotation, cellular component: fungal-type vacuole membrane; vacuolar transporter chaperone complex. Gene Ontology annotation, biological process: microautophagy; vacuole fusion, non-autophagic; vacuolar transport. The coding region runs from base 392 to 2827 and encodes 811 amino acids. NCBI's taxonomy places the organism in Eukaryota, Fungi, Ascomycota, Eurotiomycetes, Eurotiales, Aspergillaceae. The record is from RefSeq and is a predicted model, not a curated record. The transcript is spliced from 5 exons.